This is a messenger RNA of Pangasianodon hypophthalmus (striped catfish), 1772 nucleotides long. It is a transcript of the gene sgk2b, whose product is annotated as serum/glucocorticoid regulated kinase 2b. The transcript has 12 exons. Gene Ontology annotation, biological process: protein phosphorylation. Gene Ontology annotation, molecular function: ATP binding; protein serine/threonine kinase activity. The record is from RefSeq and is a predicted model, not a curated record. Lineage: Eukaryota; Metazoa; Chordata; Actinopteri; Siluriformes; Pangasiidae. Bases 164 to 1411 code for a protein of 415 amino acids.
AUGAGUUCAUCGAAUGUCCACGCGCCCUGCAGAAAAUAACCGCUUGAUCAGGAGCCGCUGAGUUGAACCAGAGCAGACCGGUCCAGCGCGAGCCGGGCAGCGCGAGCCGUGUAGCGCGAGCGAGCUCCUCCACACACCGCACUCGCUUCAGCUGAGCCUCAGUAUGGUGAAAAAGAGCAGGGGUCCUGUCACAUACGCUAAAAUGAAGGGCAUAAUCUCAUACUUCGCUGCUUUAAUCAGAGAGAGAAAACAUGGUUCCGCUGACCUGCUACAGAAGCUUGGGACCCAAAUUCCAGUCUAUCAGCACAGUACAGAUUCAGAGGGUUUUCUGAGACCAGAAGCCAGGUUGUCUGAUGAGUCUGCAGCAGCUGCACAGUGCUUCACCAGUACAGCACAGGAGCUGCGAAGGUCUCGGGUUUCAGCAGCAGAUUUUGACUACUUGAAGGUGAUUGGGACAGGCAGUUUUGGCGAGGUUCUUUUAGCAAAAUAUAAGGAGAACAACAGAUACUAUGCAGUCAAAGUUUUACAGAAGCACAUCAUCCUGAACAAAGAGGCAGAAGGAAACAUCAUGUGUGAGCGUAAUGUGCUAGUGAAAACUCUGAAUCAUCCUUUCUUGGUGAGACUUCACUUCAGCUUUCAGACCAAAGAGAGACUCUGUCUAGUGUUGGACUAUGCAAGUGGUGGAGAGCUCUUUUACCACCUCCAAAAUGAGCGUGUGUUCAGGGAGCCCAGAGCCAGAUUCUACGCUGCAGAAAUGGCCAGUGCACUAGGAUACUUACAUUCACUGCAUAUUAUUUACAGGGACCUGAAACCAGAGAACAUCUUGCUCGACUCUGAAGGCCAUGUGGUCCUAACAGACUUUGGCUUGUGUAAAGAGGGCAUAGUGGGACGUGCAACCACCAAAACCUUUUGUGGAACUCCUGAAUACCUGGCGCCCGAGGUUCUCCAACAGCACGAGUACGACCGUACUGUGGACUGGUGGGGGCUUGGAGCUGUUCUGCACGAAAUGCUUUAUGGUCUGCCACCUUUUUACAGUGCAGACCGCAUAAAGAUGUUAGGCAAUAUAAUUUAUCAACCACUGGACCUUAAGGCUGGAGUGUCCAAGGCUGGAAGAGAUUUUCUCAAAAGCCUGCUACACAAAGACAGAUCUAAGAGACUAGGAGCCAAACAUGACAUGGACGAGCUGAAGCAGCACUCAUUCUUUUCCUCUAUCCAGUGGGAUGACCUUGUGGCAAAGAAAAUCCCACCCCCCUUCGUUCCCUCACUGUCUGGCCCUGAUGACUUGACAAACAUUAAUCCUGCGUUCACAAGACUUCCUGUCCCAGAGUCUCUGGGUGUGUGUGAGGAGGCUGGGGUAACCUUCCCUGGCUUCAGCUACGUGAGUGAAAACAUCUCAUCAGUGUCCACGUAGAUAAUACUGAAAUAAUCAAAUCACAAUGCUCAGACAUGUGAUCAACAAACUGAAAUCAAGCCUGCCUCCUGGAAAACUGACCAUGAUUAUACCUCUCAGAGUGGAUAUAGAUGUUUACCUAAAAGUUCAAAUGCAACGUUUCUUAUUAUUUUCAUUUAUUUAUUAUUUUCUGGAUGCCAUUUGGACCAUUGCGUUGCUGCUGCACUGUUGUCAGUCCUGAAAUCAGUGAAUCAACUAUGUUAAUUUAAUUUACAUUUUUGUAUUUGUGUAUUUUAUCUUGCAUACUUUUUGGAUGAUUCUAUCAAGUGAUAUAUUUACAGUGAAACUGUAUUCACAGAUUUGUACAUAAAUUCUGCAAUUA